GUUGCUGCGCUACAGGCUCACAGGUGGCUCUGCCGUGGAUGUGGGCGCCCCAGGCCCCGCUAGGAGUUAGACAACUCUCUCUGCUCCGGGGCGCGGAUUUGGAGCCCCCGCCACUCCUACCCUUGCUUUUGGCUUGGGAUGGGGAGCGCGGGGAAAGGCCUGCCGUCGGGGGAGACGCGUAGAGGGGCGCUUCCCUUCCCCAGUCACCUACAAACGACUCAGGGGGAUGCGGGCCAACCGCCUCACCAAAUGCAACCCAGCUCUAAGCUCACAGCAUAAAUGAUGAAAGUUGCCUGUGAAGCAUAAGAAUCCCUGAUUGUGAAAGUGCCCCACAAGCAUCGUUAACUAUAAAGUAAGGAAAAGUAUGAAAGAACCAUCUGGUUGAGUCUAAAGUUGGAAGAUCACCAUAUCCACCAGAAGACCCAGGAUGGAUCUGCACCAAAGCACCACCAUCACUUUCCUAGAGAAAUGGUGUUUGGAUGAGUCACUGUCUGGCUGCAGAAGACAUUAUCAUGUCAAGAAAAAACUGAAGUUAAUUCGAAUCUUAGGCCUUUUCAUGGGUCUGGUAGCCAUUAGCACUGUCUCAUUUUCAAUCAGUGCCUUUUCUGAGACAGACACACAGAGCACAGGAGAGGCCAGUGUUGUAAGUGGCCCUAGGGUAGCACAGGGUUACCGUCAGAGAACUCUCUUAGAUUUAAAUGACAAGAUUCAGGAUUAUACUCCACAGCCACCUAUUCCUAAGGAAGGUGAGUCUGAGAAUAGUACAGAUCAUGCCCAAGGAGACUACCCGAAAGACAUCUUUUCCCUUGAGGAGAGAAGAAAAGGUGCAAUCAUUCUGCAUGUCAUUGGAAUGAUCUACAUGUUCAUAGCCUUAGCCAUUGUCUGUGAUGAGUUCUUUGUUCCUUCUUUGACUGUCAUCACUGAAAAACUGGGCAUCUCUGAUGAUGUGGCUGGAGCCACCUUUAUGGCUGCAGGGGGGUCAGCCCCAGAACUUUUCACAUCUCUCAUAGGGGUAUUUAUCGCUCACAGCAACGUUGGCAUAGGCACAAUUGUAGGUUCAGCAGUAUUCAACAUCCUCUUUGUUAUUGGCAUGUGUGCUCUGUUUUCUAGAGAAAUCUUAAACCUGACAUGGUGGCCGCUCUUUCGAGAUGUGUCUUUCUACAUUGUUGACUUGAUCAUGCUGAUCAUAUUUUUCCUGGAUAAUGUCAUCAUGUGGUGGGAAAGCUUGCUUCUCUUAACAGCUUAUUUUUGCUAUGUGGUUUUCAUGAAAUUCAACGUCCAAGUAGAAAAAUGGGUGAAGCAAAUGAUAAACCGCAAUAAGGUCGUCAAGGUGACAGCACCAGAAGCCCAAGCAAAGCCAUCUGCAGCCAGAGACAAGGAUGAACCGACUCUACCGGCUAAGCCGCGUCUCCAGCGAGGUGGAAGCUCUGCCUCCCUCCACAACAGUCUCAUGAGGAAUAGCAUCUUCCAGCUCAUGAUACACACCCUUGACCCACUCGCCGAAGAACUUGGAUCAUAUGGAAAACUAAAAUAUUAUGACACAAUGACUGAAGAAGGGAGGUUCAGAGAAAAGGCUUCAAUUCUCCACAAGAUCGCCAAGAAGAAAUGUCAUGUGGAUGAGAACGAGCGGCAGAAUGGGGCUGCCAACCACGUGGAAAAAAUUGAGCUUCCAACCAGCAACAGCACAGAUGUUGAAAUGACACCAUCCAGUGAUGCUUCAGAACCUGUACAAAAUGGAAAUCUCUCCCACAACAUUGAAGGUGCAGAAGCCCAGACCACAGAGACAGCUGAUGAUGAGGAGGACCAGCCUCUUAGCCUUUCCUGGCCUUCUGAAACCCGCAAGCAAGUCACAUUUCUGAUCGUUUUCCCCAUAGUGUUUCCUCUCUGGAUUACCUUACCUGAUGUUCGCAAACCUUCAUCAAGGAAGUUUUUUCCCAUCACGUUCUUUGGCUCCAUUACCUGGAUUGCAGUAUUCUCUUACUUGAUGGUCUGGUGGGCCCACCAGGUUGGAGAGACAAUCGGCAUCAGUGAAGAGAUUAUGGGCCUGACCAUCUUGGCUGCUGGGACCUCCAUCCCUGAUCUUAUCACCAGUGUCAUAGUGGCCCGGAAGGGGUUAGGGGACAUGGCUGUGUCCAGCUCUGUUGGAAGCAACAUUUUUGACAUCACUGUAGGGCUCCCACUGCCCUGGCUCCUGUACACGGUCAUUCACAGAUUCCAGCCAGUGGCUGUCAGCAGCAAUGGCCUCUUCUGUGCCAUCGUCCUUCUCUUCAUCAUGCUGCUCUUCGUCAUCCUCUCCAUUGCCCUCUGCAAGUGGCGAAUGAACAAAAUCCUGGGCUUCAUCAUGUUUGGCCUCUACUUUGUGUUCCUGGUGGUGAGCGUUCUCCUGGAAGACAGAAUUCUUACAUGCCCUGUCUCCAUCUAGUAGGAAAAGCCAUAUCUUGCACCAGCAGCGUGAAUGAUCCCUCCCCACUCUCGGCUCUGGGCUCCUUGACCUCUUGAGAAGAGGCAGCUGGCACACAGCCCUGGGUACCAAGUGUCCCUCCUUGAUGGAUUUGAGGAGAGAUGGAUUCACACUGGACCCAUUCACUUCACAGGCUGCUUCCACCUUGCCUACUCAAAUGACUUCAUGUAAGAGACAAAGAGAACCGUCAAUAUGGGGCUUCUCCCUAUUCACCACUGACAGGUACUCCUCGCUGGUCGGAGGUACAUUCGAUGCAAACAACGACAGAGGCUAUAUAUAUACACCUAUAAAUAUACAUAUUAUAAAUAUACGCACAUGAACACACAAAUCCUGCCUGUUCCUGUACUAUACCUCUCCUUCCAUACCUAUAGAUUAGUACAUACCUGUAAAUAAAUAGAAAAAUUUUAUAUAUAUAUAUAAUCAUAUAUAUAUAAAAGUACAAAUGCAUCUUUUUCAGGGAUAGCUCUAGUAUAUUUAUAGUACUUAUUUGAAGAGGGGCAUCAACCUGCAGUCUGGACUUUACCUCUUAAGUGCAAGAGGAGAACUAAUGGAACCAGUAGACAAAGGUAGCAUUGCUGUGACCUUCAGCCUGCCUUGGACUUACUGGGAUCCUGCCUAGUAAGGUAGAUGGUUCAGGGAAAUAGUUUGCAGGGAGGAGGGCUUAGUGGAGAAGGUCUGUAGGGCCCUGAAUUGAGCCUUCCAAAACAUUCCCACAAGCCAAACAGGGAGACCAUCUGCCCACCUCCAACUGAGUACCCUGACCAAGAAAGUCAGGGUACUUAGGACAGACAGAGGUUAAAAACCUAGGCUGGGUGGACAUUGGUUUGGGGAAGCAGGGAGGUAACCAGGGUUGGGCUUUUUGUUUUGUUUUGUUCUUAUAUUGUCCCAGCAUGCAAGUAGAAAAUAUGACUACAAACCAAAUUAGUGCUUUUUCUAGGACAGCAAGACUAUAUAAACUCAACCUGUAUUUUUCCAGUGCAUGUCCCAUCAUCAUCAAAAGAAGGGGGGUAAGUUUAGCUGUGAUUGUCAUUUAGAUAUAUUUUGAUGCUAAGGGCUGCCAAGAGAGCCUAGAUGUGUGAUAAGAAACCAUCCAGUAAAGGUGCUUAGUGGGCCUUGCCACCUAAUGGGAUGAAAGGGCAUAGUUCUUUAAAACGUUUUCCAAUGUAGUCAUAAAGGGCUUUAGUGUCUGAAGAAAUCAUUAUUCCCAAUAGCACUAAAUUAACUCUGAUCAGCACUGCUUGGGUUGAGACAGAUUAGAGAUGCUUGGAAAGGCAUUUACACACUCAGUGCACCCCAGGAAGGUUUCCAAGUGCUAGGUCGAGUUGUACCAGGACCAGACUUUGGUUCAAGUUCUUGUAACAUCUAUGUCUCUUCUUCCAUCAGGACCUUAUCUGGGAUUCUGUCUAGGUUUUAGAGUACACUGUAUUUGACAGCUUCCUUACACUGGUUUCAAGCUAAUCCUCUAACAAUUUGAUUUCUUGAUUUUGCUCAACAUUACAUGGAAUAUUUUAAUUUCAUGCAUUCAAUGCCCCCAAGUUCUGCAUGACACCUUGUGUGACUUCUCAGAUCUAUGUCAGUAGAAAAUAAAGCCAGCAAGGUGGAAAAAAUAGGCAAACUAAAUCAGUGGAAAACUAUAUAGAGCACUUUUCAUUUCUCCAAGUCAUGCUUUCUUUAAAAUCAGUUGAAAAAUUGAAUCAAGGAUGGUUCAUUAUUCUGUACCCAUCCUAUGUCUUAAGUCGGUACAUACAGCAUAUGGGAAAUUUCACCGUAUGUGUUCCUAUCUCCAAUCUAUUCUCUCAUUGACGCCUGCUAUGAUUUUCUUGUGACCACAUACCUCUUAACAUAGGAAGAUAGGAUGCAGAACUCACAGCCGAAUAAGAGGAAAGGUAACCUGACAGCCCCAGAUCAAGCUCAGUAUUCCUUCCAGAAAACCCCAGCUCACCCCACAGAGCAUGGCAAUAACAGGAAAUGCCCAUCACUGCUCUUCACCCAGAAGCAGAAAGCACUUCAAACCCGAGGCCCCCUGGGAAAACAAGAAAUCAAGAUGGCUGCCAGUCGGAGGCUGGUUUUCACGUCUCUCCAACUCGGCAGAGCGGGGCCUUCAGAUGUGUGUCAGUGCCUGCCAAGCUAUUGAAACACCAUCCAAUAGAGGCACUCAGUGGAACCUGCCACCUAAUGGGAGUGAAUCGCAUUCAUCAAGGUCAGGACUUCGUACUGGGGCAAGAAUUUGUGCUGCUUCCUUUGAGUGAAAGAAUGAGGAAGUGAACUUUAACGUUAAAAAACUCCAGUUGUUUUCCCUGUAUAUUUUCUGAAGGGCAGCGAAGUUGGUUAUUGUGUGAAUUUUAUAUUAUUGACCGGUGUGUUGUUUGAAACAAGGUUUAAAUAGGUGACUGACUCAACUGCAAACAGAUUAUGUAAAACAAAAGUUGAAGGA
Messenger RNA from Cercocebus atys (sooty mangabey), 4895 nucleotides. RefSeq names its product solute carrier family 24 (sodium/potassium/calcium exchanger), member 2 (gene SLC24A2). The transcript has 11 exons. NCBI's taxonomy places the organism in Eukaryota, Metazoa, Chordata, Mammalia, Primates, Cercopithecidae. The record is from RefSeq and is a predicted model, not a curated record. Gene Ontology annotation, molecular function: calcium, potassium:sodium antiporter activity; calcium channel activity. Gene Ontology annotation, cellular component: membrane. The coding region runs from base 428 to 2422 and encodes 664 amino acids. Gene Ontology annotation, biological process: long-term synaptic potentiation; intracellular calcium ion homeostasis; long-term synaptic depression.